GGCCGCGGGUUCGAGCCCCGGCGCUGCCGCUCGGCGCCCCGGCCAUGGAGGCUGCGGCGGAGCCGGGCGCCGGGGCGGCCGGGGCGGAGGCCGAGCCGUGCCCGGAGGGCUCCGCGCACCGGCUGAGCGUGGCGGAGCUGGACCGCGAGCUGGACUCCCGCGGCGAGCUGAUUGAUGACAAAGAGUUUGACAUUCCUCAAGUUGAUACCCCUCCAACCCUGGAGAGCAUCUUAAACGAGACUGAUGAUGAAGAAGAGUCUUUCAUUCUGGAGGAUCCCUUUCUCCUGAACGUGGAUAACACGGAUGCACACUCCUAUGACACAUCUUCUGUAGCAAGCUCUGACAGCGGGGACCGGACACACCUGAAAAGGAAGAAAAAACUCCCCGAUUCUCUCUCACUCCAUGGAUCAGUGAUACGGCUCUCGCUUCUGAAAGGAAUUUCAGCCCAAAUAGUGUCUGCAGCAGACAAAGUGGAUGCUGGCUUGCCCACUGCAAUUGCAGCAUCAAAUCUGAUAGCAGUGGGGACUUCCCAUGGGUUAGCACUGAUUUUUGAUCAGAACCAGGCUCUGCGGCUGUGUCUGGGCAGCACUGCAGUCGGGGCCCAGUACGGGGCCAUCUCUGCUCUCAGCAUCAACAAUGACUGUUCCAGGCUGCUGUGUGGCUUUGCAAAAGGACAGAUCACCAUGUGGGAUCUGGCCAGUGGGAAGCUGCUGCGGUCCAUAACAGAUGCCCACCCCCCAGGAACAGCCAUUUUGCACAUCAAGUUUACAGAUGACCCGACGCUUGCGAUUUGCAACGACAGUGGAGGCUCCGUCUUUGAACUGUCAUUUAAGAGGGUUAUGGGUGUGAGAACAUGUGAAUCUCGAUGUCUCUUCAGCGGCUCGAAGGGGGAGGUUUGCUGCAUUGAACCCUUGCAUGCAAAAGUUGAGUUGAGAGACCAUCCCAUCACCCAGUAUUCUCUGCUGGCCAUGGCUUCCCUGACAAAGAUACUGGUGAUUGGCCUGAAGCCCUCUCUGAAAGUGUGGAUGACCUUUCCUUAUGGUCGUAUGGACCCUGCUAGUGUCCCUCUUCUGGCAUGGCACUUUGUGGCUGUACAGAGCUCAGUGAACCCCAUGCUGGCGUUUUGUCGAGGAGAUGUUGUUCAUUUUCUUCUGGUGAAGCGAGAUGACAGUGGUGCCAUACAUGUCACCAAGCAAAGGCAGCUGCAUCUACACUAUGACCUCAUCAACUUUACUUGGAUAAACUCAAGGACAGCAGUGCUGCUGGACAGCGUGGAGAAGCUGCACGUGAUAGAUCGUCAGACACAGGAGGAGCUGGAGACCAUAGAGAUCUCAGAAGUUCAGCUGGUCUACAACAGCAGCCACUUCAAGUCCCUGGCCACAGGAGGCAACGUCAGCGAAGCUCUGGCAUUGGUUGGAGAGAAGGCUUGUUACCAGUCCAUCAGCAGCUGUGGUGGUCAGAUCUUUUACCUUGGAACUAAGUCUGUGCACAUCAUGACACUGAGGAGCUGGAGAGAGAGAGUUGACCACCUUCUGAAACAAGAAUGUCUCACUGAUGCCCUGGCUCUAGCUUGGUCUUUUUAUGAAGGCCUGUCUGGGGACACAGGCAAGCGGAAGGCAGUCAUUGCAGACAGAAUGGUUGAAAUCCUGCUCCAUUAUGCUGAUCGCACUUUGAAGAAGUGUCCUGACCAAGGAAAAAUCCAGGUUAUGGAGCAACAUUUUCAGGACGUGGUGCCUGUCAUAGUGGAUUAUUGCCUCUUACUGCAGCGCACGGAUCUGUUGUUUAACCAGAUAUAUGAUAAGAUGAGUGAGAAUUCAGUAGCUAAGGGCAUCUUUUUGGAGUGCUUGGAGCCAUAUAUCUUAAGCGAUAAGCUGAUGGGAAUCACAGCUCAAGUGAUGAAAGACUUGCUGCUUCACUUCCAAGACAAGAACAGGUUGGAAAACUUGGAAGCCUGCAUUGUGCAUAUGGAUAUCACCAGCUUAGACAUACAGCAGGUGGUUCUUCUGUGCUGGGAAAACCACCUCUAUGAUGCCAUGAUCUACGUCUACAACAGUGGGAUGAAUGACUUCAUUAGUCCCAUGGAGAAGCUGUUCAAAGUUAUUGCUCCUCCACUGAAUGCUGGGAAGUCUCUCACAGAUGAGCAGGUGAUAAUGGGCAACAAGCUGCUUGUAUAUAUAAGCUGCUGCUUGGCAGGCCGUGCAUAUCCAUUGGGUGAUAUUCCUGAGGAUCUGGUACCUUUGGUUAAAAAUCAGGUCUUUGAGUUUCUGAUCCGGCUGCACUCGGCUGAGGGCUCGGUGGAGGAGGAGGUCUAUCCCCAUGUCCGCACCUUGCUGCACUUCGACACUCGGGAGUUCCUGAAUGUUCUUGCUCUGACUUUUGAAGACAUCAAGAAUGAUAAGCAAGCUGUGGAAUACCAACAGAGAAUUGUGGACAUACUUCUGAAAGUCAUGGUAGAGAAUUCUGACUUCACCCCAUCACAGGUUGGCUGUCUCUUCACCUUCCUUGCCCGCCAGCUUGCCAAGCCCAACAACACAUUGUUUGUGAACAGGACACUUUUUGACCAGGUCCUUGAAUUCCUGUGCAGUCCGGACGACGACUCCCGGCAUUCCGAGAGGCAGCAGGUCCUGCUGGAAUUGCUGCAGGCAGGAGGGAUAGUGCAGUUUGAAGAGACUCGUCUCAUCCAAAUGGCAGAGAAAGCAGAAUUCUAUCAGAUUUGUGAAUUCAUGUACGAACGAGAGCAUCGCUACGACAAAAUCAUUGGCUGUUACCUGCGGGAUCCAGUGAGAAAGGAAGAAGUUUUCAACUAUAUUCACAACAUCCUGUCCAUGCCUGGCUACAGUACUGAAGAAAAGCAGUUGGUGUGGCAGAAAGCUCUGGAACAUAUAGAGGAGCUGCUGUUGCUGAGUCCCUGCAAGGCAGCUGACCUGGUGGCCAUCCACUUCGGUGAGCAGAUGGAGACCAUCAUUGCAAACCUGCAGGACCAGUUCUUACUCUUCCAGUUUCUGAGGAGUCUCCUUGACCCAAGAGAAGGCAUUAACCAAGACCUGAUACACUUACCACCCUGCAUCACUGAGCAGUUCAUCGAGCUGCUUUGUCAGUACAGCCCAGAGCAGGUUUUGGACACACUGAAAGUUCUGGAAUACUGCAGACUGGAAGAAACCAUCCAGAUAACCCAGAAGCAUCAGCUCCAUGAAGCUUCUUCAUAUUUACUGGAGAAGAAGGGAGAUAUCCAUGGUGCCUUCUUGGUGAUGCUUGAGUGGUUGCAGAGCAAGUUGCAGAUGCUUACACAGGAUGAUGAAAGCACAGCUGAACUCCCCCUGCUAGAAAACAUUGAAGAUACCUUAAUGAAAACAAUUGCCCUUUGCCAGAGAAAUUCACACAGUUUAGACCAGCAGCAGCGAGAGGCCCUCUGGUUUCCCCUGCUGGAGGCCAUGAUGUCCCCACAGAAAGUGUCUGGUUCUUCACAGGGUCGAUACUCGGAAUCUUUGAAGAGUUUGACAAUGCAAGUGCUGAACAGCAUGGCUGCAUUUAUUGCUCUUCCUUCUAUUCUGCAGAGAAUUCUCCAGGACCCAGUGUAUGGAAAAGGGAAACUUGGAGAAAUUCAAGGCCUUGUCCUGGGAAUGCUGGACACUUUCAACUAUGAGCAAACCCUUUUAGAGACAACUACAAAUCUUUUAAACCAUGAUCUCCACUGGUCCCUGUGUAACCUAAGAGCUUCAGUCACUAGAGGGCUUACCCCAAAGCAGGAUUACUGCUGCAUCUGUCUCCAGCAGUACAAAAGAAGGCAAGAAACUGCUGAUGAAAUCAUUGUUUUCAGCUGUGGCCACUUGUACCACUCCCUGUGUCUGCUGAGUAAAGAGUGUGGCACUGUCACCAAGGGCCUGAUGAGGUGGAUGUGCUAUAAAUGCAACUCGAGUAACAAGGGAGGAAAACUGAGCGAGAACUUGGCAGAGCUAAAAAAAGGAAGUGGAGCCUCCUUGGCACAGGCAAGUUCAGAGUCUCUGUUGGAUCCUCAGCAAAUCCAAGCUUUUGACCAGCUCUGCCGACUGAACCGAGGAACCUCCAGGCUGGCUCUCCUGACAGAACUGUCUCGUGGCCAUGGUGAGAGGCAUGGGCUGCUCAGUGUUUCCCACGGGGACCCAGCCACCAGCAGUGUCUUCCAGAACGAGACCUUCCAGCUCCACCUGGUCCCCCCUCCACUGGCAGAAGACUAGUUAGUGUUCCUGCCUCCAGCCUGGCAAGGCUCCCAUGGUUUCAGGUCUUGGUGCUGGGAGGUAUUUCCAUCACACACUGGACUCUCCACCCAGAGCUCUGGGAGCUGUGAGAGUCUCACGGGAGGUUUGUGGCAGUGGCUGCUGCCCCAGCUCUAACCCGAGGCAGCCGUGGGGCAGCUGGGCUGGGAGCUGAGGACUCUGGAGCAAACCAGACGUGCUGAAGCACCAGGCUGCCUGCACCACCCUGGGGGCUCUUGGAGCAGCAGUGACUUUGCCAAGAAACUGAGUCAGCUCCACUCCCCGGGAGGAGAGAGUGGCCUGUCCUGUGCCCAGGGCCAGUUUCACAGUGCUGGGUUGUUUUGGCAGAUGGGUACCACACUCAAGUUCUAACAGUAGUGAAAGCAGGUGAUUGCAGGGCCUGGCCCACUGUCUCAUGGCAGCAGCUGUGGGGGCUGAGGGCACAGAGCAGGCAGCCCUGGAGAAAGCUGAAGGGUGCAGGAAACAAUGUGUGAGGAAACCAACCUGCACGUGGUGCGUUCCUGCAGACUGCCAUUAAACAGGCCCUUGGCUGAA
Messenger RNA from Apus apus (common swift), 4787 nucleotides. RefSeq names its product VPS8 subunit of CORVET complex (gene VPS8). Gene Ontology annotation, molecular function: protein binding. Lineage: Eukaryota; Metazoa; Chordata; Aves; Apodiformes; Apodidae. Gene Ontology annotation, biological process: protein targeting to vacuole; endosomal vesicle fusion. The record is from RefSeq and is a predicted model, not a curated record. Bases 45 to 4214 code for a protein of 1389 amino acids. The transcript is spliced from 45 exons. Gene Ontology annotation, cellular component: early endosome; late endosome; CORVET complex.